Molecule: messenger RNA, 1428 nt
Organism: Rosa rugosa (rugosa rose)
Lineage: Eukaryota; Viridiplantae; Streptophyta; Magnoliopsida; Rosales; Rosaceae
Product: F-box/LRR-repeat protein At3g59190-like
Exons: 1
Coding region: 1-1428 (475 amino acids)
Molecular function (GO): protein binding
Source: RefSeq, a predicted model, not a curated record
AUGAACUGCAAGCGAAUCGAGUCAACCAGAUUUUGCGAUCUUCCAGAUGAAGUUCUGGAACACAUUCUUUCCUUCCUUACCAUUGAAGACCUCGCUCGAGUCGGUUGUGUUUCGAAAAGAUACAGCAAACUUCAUCCAUCAACUCAGUCAUUAAGUUUAGAUGAAUCCACUGAUGCAAGUAUUUUCACAUGUGACCAGCGGAAACGACUAUUGGGUUCCUUGGAGAGGGUCUUGAUUCGACGUGGAUGUAAUAAGCUACAAUGCUUUCGGUUUUCUUGGUGCUAUCAUGAUCACGAUGAAGGCAAACCAGAAAGCUGCUGCCCCAAGGACCUGAAUUCGUGGAUGGUCAAGUUUAUCGACAAUGUGGUAAGGUGUAAUGUUGAAGAGCUUCAUCUUAAGAUAAACCAAGGUAUUACACAGGCAGCAUACGUGGAAUUUCCUGUUGUUCGUUGCAAAUCGUUAAAGCAUCUAUCUGUCAAGGGCAUGAAAACAAAUAUUAAAACACCCCUUAGCUCCGCUUCUUUUUCUAAUCUCGAACGCUUGGAGUUGACACUAGUUUGUAUACCAGAUGAGGGGAUUUUCAAAUGGAUCUCACAUUCUUGCAAAUGCAUCAAGGAAUUACGGUUGGAAGACAUAUAUGAUUUUCAGAAUAACAGUGCUACCAUUGAAAGCCCAUCUUUGAAAUCGUUUACUUUUAUUUUGAAUAAGGAUUAUAAUUUAUCCAAUUACAAUCUCUAUGUCACCUGUGAGAAACUUGAAGACGCAUGCAUCCUUUUGGGGAAGCCGUGCUACACAGGUAAAUAUGGUGGAGCGCUAUUAUUUUCUGCACCAAGUCUUAAAAAUUUGAAAUGGACUGGACACGUGAUGAUGUUCCAAAACUUGAGCGAAGUCAUGAGUUUAGAAAAAGCUGAGAUUGAGCUAGAUCCCGGGGUGAAGUUUGACGAUGUAUUCAAUCUGUUUCAUGGUAUUCGAAGUGUUAAAGUUCUGGAUUUAUCCGAAAGGACCAUGAAGUGUCUGUGCGAGGGAGAUUUAACGGCAGAACAACUACAACUACAUAAUGUUUGUUGUUUAAGAAUUCGUGGUUUAAGCUUAAUGGAUGACGAUGUCCACGCUAUGGUCUCCCUUUUAAAAAGAAUGCCAAACUUGGCUACUUUGCGCAUAGAGGCUGGCCGGACUGGAAGCAGAUAUAGAUCAUCAUCUUAUGGCAAUAUGUCAAUCUGGGAGUUGCAAAAGCUUGCUUUACAUAACCUAAAGGAGGUGACAAUACAGCUUUCCAGUGGAAAUAAUGGAAUCAGCUUUACACAAUAUCUCCUCCAUCACGGUCUACAAUUGCAGAAAAUGGUCAUCUAUUAUUUACCGGAGCAAUCUUAUGAAGUCAGGAGGUACAAAUGGCCAAGGACUUCGAAUGCUAAAGUUGUCUUUCUGUAA